Molecule: messenger RNA, 1847 nt
Organism: Humulus lupulus (European hop)
Lineage: Eukaryota; Viridiplantae; Streptophyta; Magnoliopsida; Rosales; Cannabaceae
Product: protein ALP1-like
Exons: 1
Coding region: 132-1682 (516 amino acids)
Source: RefSeq, a predicted model, not a curated record
AAGUCUUCUUCAUCUCCAAGGCUUCGUUUACUUAUUUUCGACAGAGAUCCAUUUGUUCACACCUUCUUUUCAAUCGAUUCAACCAAACAUUUUACUUUCUGCGCUUUCAUACCUGUUUGAUCUGUUUUCCCAUGGAAAUUAGCUCGGUCUCAUUUCUUAACCAGGACGAUAUCUCCCAUUUAUACAGCUUGUUCCCCGAAAUGGAUGAGUUGGGUGUGAAUCACGAGUCAAAAAAGAGGCGAAGAAAAGAAGAGGAAUAUGGUUUUGAUGAGGUUGAGGGUUUCAGGAAUGAAAAUGGUGGUGGAGGGUUUAAGGAAAUUCUCACUUCUUUGAUUUUGCUUGACGAAGAGGAGAAGCAAGAGCAGAAGCAAAGGGAGGUUGAUUUUGAGCAAGAGAUUGCUAGCUUCGAUUCUAAUUUCAAGCUCGAGACUCAAGUCAUGAACGGCUACGGUAAUGAUAUGAAACGACAUUAUUCCCAAUUGGGUGAGUUGGACCAGUCCAGGACCAAGCGGGCUCGCCGCUCCUCAGCUUCAACUGCGGCUGCCGCGGUGGUGGCUGCUUCUGCCUCUGCUGAUAAUCCAGUGCAGUCGGCUGCAGCGACGGGGCAGGUGGGCCAGCAGCACCGGCGGUUGUGGGUGAAAGACAGGUCGAAGGAUUGGUGGGACCAGCACAAUCACCCCGAUUUUCCCGAUGAGGAGUUUCGGCGGGACUUUCGGAUGAGUAAGGCCACCUUCGAAAUGAUUUGCGAAGAGCUCGACUCGUCAGUGAUGAAGAAGAACACGAUGCUGCGUGACGCGAUUCCAGUUCGCCAGAGGGUGGCGGUUUGCAUAUGGAGGUUGGCUACUGGUGAGCCACUCCGGCUUGUAUCGAAGAGGUUCGGAUUGGGGAUUUCAACUUGCCAUAAGCUUGUUCUUGAGGUUUGCUCGGCAAUUAAGACGGUUCUAAUGCCCAAGUUUCUUCAAUGGCCCGAUGACGAGAAGUCGAAGGUGAUCAAGGAUGAGUUUGAAUCCAUGUCCGGGAUUCAGAACGUUUCUGGGUCAAUGUACACAACCCAUGUUCCAAUCAUAGCUCCCAAGAUCAGCGUGGCUGCUUACUUCAACAAAAGACACACGGAGAGGAACCAGAAGACUUCAUACUCCAUUACAGUACAAGGUGUUGUUGAUCCCAAAGGAGUUUUCACAGAUGUGUGCAUUGGUUGGCCUGGUUCAAUGCCUGAUGAUCAAAUAUUGGAAAAAUCUGCUCUUUACCAGAGGGCCAAUCGUGGUCUUUUGAGAGACGUUUGGAUAGUGGGAAACUCGGGGCACCCUCUCAUGGAUUGGCUGUUGGUGCCUUACACACGCCAGAACCUGACUUGGACUCAACAUGCUUUCAAUGAGAGGGUCGGAGAGGUUCAAAACGUGGCUAAGGAGGCCUUUGCGAGGCUUAAAGGGAGGUGGUCUUGCUUGCAGAAGAGGACAGAGGUCAAACUCCAGGACUUGCCAGUGGUUCUUGGGGCUUGCUGUGUUUUGCAUAACAUAUGUGAGAUGAGAAACGAAGUGAUGGAUACAGCUACCAAGUUUGAGAUUUUUGAUGAUGAAAUGAUAGCUGAGAAUAGUAUAAGGUCGGUGAACGCAGCUCAGAACAGAGAUAAGAUUGCUCAUAACUUGUUACACCAUAGCCUUGCUGGCACUGGUUCUUUAUAGUGAUUUUUAGUUCAGGUUUUGAUUAUUGUAAAAUUAGCUUCUCCCCUUAUUCUUUUUUGGCUAUGAUUAAAGUAGUCAUCCUCAUAGAAUAAACUCUACUUUUUAUACGCUUUUACAAGAUUGUAUUCGAUAGUUGAAAUAUAUAUUUUUGAUUAUUUUUACAAA